Molecule: messenger RNA, 1223 nt
Organism: Dendroctonus ponderosae (mountain pine beetle)
Lineage: Eukaryota; Metazoa; Arthropoda; Insecta; Coleoptera; Curculionidae
Gene: Ude
Exons: 3
Coding region: 444-1184 (246 amino acids)
Source: RefSeq, a predicted model, not a curated record
UUUAGCUCAUUAGCCCUAUCGAAAGACCAUAAGCUGGAGCAGGCGCAUUUAUUUCACUUGAGGAAAUCCUUGUAUUGUGUUGAAAUCGCGGCGCUAAAUUUUGGAGGCAUUUUUCAAGAACUUUCGGCUGUAGAAUCUGUAAAACUAUUUCUAAAACACAUAAAACUGGGAUUCUUAAUGCUGAAAACAAUGUGACGUAACCGGCUUGUUUGGGAAAUGGUAUCAUCCUUCGUUCGCGUUAUGUGGGAAGCGGCCAACCGUAAUCGCACACGAUUGAUAGCAGUAAAAUCGUUAAUUGUUCGUGGCCGCUUCCGUGAAAAUACUGCCGAAAUCCGAGAAUAGAAAAUAAAAUUUACAAACGUUAGUUUUUUAGUUUCGGCGUACCAGCAGCAAGUGGACGAUUUGAUUUUUGCAAUUUCCACUAAAGUCACCAAACAGUAAACAUGUCAGACAAGCCGGACACCGUACCCGGGCUGGGAUUUAAGGACCAAGAAAAGGCUCAGGAAACGCUCAAGAACCUGGAGGGCCGCGAUCCGGACUACCAAAAGUUGGCCAUCAAAGGCUUGAUUGGUAGAGCCAAACGAACAUUGACUUUGACCAAGGACAAGGACAAGCUGCAAAACAUUACCGAUGCCAUCAGCGUCUUCGAGCAAUGGCUUAAGGAUUUCGAGAGCAACAACCUAGCCAAAGAGAACAGGCCCUAUUUACCUGUGCUCUCAGUUAAGGCUCUUUUGCCCCUCAAAGACAAGUAUGAACUCAAGGAUGAGUUGGCUGAGCGUUUCCUUAAAGCCUACUCGGAGGAAGCCAAGGGCGAGUAUAAAAACUUACGCACAAUCUCCAGUGGGGACGGGGAGCCAACGUGGGACAUUGUCCGCAACAAACAGUUGAAAACCAUUCCGACUUCGUCCAUUGAUUUGUGGGACGAUCAGGAUCUGCCUACUAAAGAGCACAUGGAGUUGGUUCUGUGGGCGUACAGUCCCGAAGCCAGCAAGAUCAAGAAGAACGUGUCCAACUACGAGGAGAAACUGGGCAACUUGAAAAUUGCCAGCGAUGAGGAGGAAGCCAAGGAGGAAAAAAAGGGCAGGAAAAGGAAGUCGGAAGGAUCAAGCAGCAGCUCACAGAGUGAGGAGAGCAAUGCUAGUGAGGACGACGAGUCCCCCAAGAAAAAGAGCAAAAAAGUGUAACAUGAAAAGUACAAAAUAAACGGUUGUUGAAAAACUGAA